GGGGCGGGCCCGGACCGUUGGACCACGCCUCCGCCGCCGAGCCUCCGGGCCGUGUGGGUCCCGGGCCCAGCGGGACCGGGAGGCUGGCGCUCCGACCCUCUGGUGUCGGCCGGAACCCCAAGCGCGCGGCCCCAGUUUCCGGUCGGCCGAGGCGCUCGGAGCCCCGAGCCCACGGAAGCGCGGCCGGACCGGAGAUGGGAUGGCGCCGCCCUCGGGCCCGGGCCCGGCCGCCGUGCUGCUGGCGGUGCAGGCCACGGUAAGGCCGCUGGGCGCGGGCCCGGACGCCGAGGCGCAGCUGCGGAGGCUGCAGCUGAGCGCGGACCCAGAGCGGCCCGGGCGUCUCCGGCUGCAGCUGCUGGGCGCGGGCCCCGGGGCGGGCGGUUCGGAGUGGCCCUUGGAGUCCGUCUCCUACACGGUCCGAGGCCCCAGCCGGCAUGAGCUGCAGCCUCCGCCGGGAGGGCCCGGCGCCCUGAGCCUGCACUUCCUCGACGCCCGGGACGCUCGGCGCUGGGCCGCCCUGGUCCGACGGGCCGCCAUGGAGGGACGCGAUGGCAGCCUGCCCCAAGCCCUGGGCCCAGACACAUGCCCUGUGUCCCCACCCAGCCCCCCCGAAGUGCCCACACUCCAGACCCCACAACCCAAGGUGGAUCUUUGCUGGAGCCCUGGAGACUCUCCGGAGAAAGAGGAGCUGGUGGGGCGCCUGGCCCGGGCCAUCGAGGACGGAGAUGAGAAGGGGGCAGCCCAGGCAGCAGCCCUGCUGGCCCAGCAUCACGUGGCCCUCAGCGUCCGGCUCCGGGAGGCCUGCUUCCCUCCUGGCCCCAUCAGGCUACAGGUCACAGUUGAAGAUGCUGCGUCCUCUGCCCACGUGUCCCUGCAAGUUCACCCCCAUUGCACCAUCGCAACUCUCCAGGAGCAGGUGUUCUCGGAGUUUGGCUUCCCGCCAGCUGUGCAGCGCUGGGUCAUCGGGCAGUGCCUGUGUGUGCCCGAGCGCAGCCUUGCUUCGUAUGGGGUCCGGCGGGAUGGGGAUCCUGCUUUCCUCUAUCUGCUCUCAGCGCCCGGAGAGGCCUCAGGACGCAGCCCUCUGGGCCCCCAGAAGACAGAUGGGGAACUAAGUCGCCUGUUUCCGCAGUCACUGGGGCUGCCCAGAGCGCCUCAGCCAGCCAGCCUCCCCAGCCCCCUUCAGCCUGGCUGGUCCUGCCCUUCCUGCACAUUCAUCAAUGCCCCCAGCCGACCCGGCUGUGAGAUGUGCAGCACCCAGAAGCCCUGCAGUUGGGACCCCCUUCCUGCAGCCUCCACCCACCAGCCGCCAAAGGUCUCGAAGAGAGAGGAUGGCCUGAUCCCUCCGGGCCCGAGGUCCCUGGAGCCUGUCCUGAAACUCUCAGGCGACUUUUGCUGACUGCUCACCAGCAUCAGGCCAGGGUUGUGGAGGGCUGCAAUCUGGAGUCAUUAAAGACACUUCUGAGCCAA
Molecule: messenger RNA, 1467 nt
Organism: Canis lupus familiaris (dog)
Lineage: Eukaryota; Metazoa; Chordata; Mammalia; Carnivora; Canidae
Gene: SHARPIN
Product: SHANK associated RH domain interactor
Exons: 9
Coding region: 200-1396 (398 amino acids)
Biological process (GO): proteasome-mediated ubiquitin-dependent protein catabolic process; protein linear polyubiquitination; positive regulation of canonical NF-kappaB signal transduction
Cellular component (GO): LUBAC complex
Molecular function (GO): ubiquitin-protein transferase activity; ubiquitin binding
Source: RefSeq, a predicted model, not a curated record